Messenger RNA from Rhizophagus irregularis DAOM 181602=DAOM 197198, 1413 nucleotides. The record is from RefSeq and is a predicted model, not a curated record. NCBI's taxonomy places the organism in Eukaryota, Fungi, Glomeromycota, Glomeromycetes, Glomerales, Glomeraceae.
AUUUACCACCUAAGAAAAAACCUCCAAAACCUAAAAAGGGUAUUUUUGGUUUUGCUUUUUUUUCCUUUAUUUACUCAAUCAUUUGAACUAAUAUGAUGAGAUUUCAUUAAUACCAGGCACAAUUGUGACAAUUAUAGAAAAGGAUGAUGAAGGUUGGUGGACAGGAAGAAAUGAACAAGGAAAAGUUGGAAUGUUUCCUUCUACAUAUGUAAAAGAAAUAAAGCAAACUGAAGUUCAACAAAAGAGGCAAUCAGUUUCAGAAGAUGCUACUGUCGAAGAAGUAGAACGACAAGAAUCUUCUGAAGUCCCAGUUACGAUUACGCAAGAAGUUUUUACAUCUGAACCAGCAUCUGUUUCCGCUGAUUCGCCACCUUCUUCAAUUCAUUCAAGUUCGUAUGAGGUUAAUAAUGAAGAUUCUCCAACAUUACCUAAAUCCCCUCCGCCUCCUAUGAAGCGUACAACAAAUGAAACUUCUUCACCCCCUACAACCAAUCGACGAUCUACGUAUGAUGCGACUGCAUCUAAAAGACGAUCUACUCAUGAGUCAACUUCACCUACUUCACCAAGAAAUUCAAGUCAUGAUGUAGAGGAACACGUGAUAAGCAGACGACCUCCUUCUUUAGUUUCACCAGAUUUGCCACCUAUUCAAUCCAUUUCUACAAACUUUGGAAGCACUGAUACUUCUCCAAUUUCUCCAAAAGAGCGCCCAACCGCACCUCCUCGACAAUCAUCUAGACCUUUAUCUUUACAUGAAAAUAAAACAGAAUCUCAAAAAUCACCAACUUUAGCCAAACCACCGAAAUCUUUUUCACCAGCUAAACCUCCUGUUGUUUCUCCAGUUAAGAGGUCAUCAUCAACAUCAUCUAAAUCGGAUAAAACUAAGAAUGAGAAUUCACCAACUGAGCCCGUUUCACCAAAAAUUAAUCGAAAAACAUCUUAUGACCAACAUGAUUCUUCUACAUCUUUGCCCGAACCAUCUGAACCAGAAAACAAAGAUAAUGAUAUAAUUGAAGAUGAAAAACAAACAGAAGAGGUUGCUGAAAAACCUGAAAUACGUGAAGAAGUAGAUAAAGAAGCAGAAGUUUCUGAUAAUGAAGAAAAUGAAGAAAAAGAUGAAGUAAACACUGAAGAUCUUGAUAAAAAAGAUGAUGAUGAUACAACUGGUGGUCAUGAAGUAGAACCUGAAGAAAAGAAACCACAGUCACAACUUCCACCUUUGCCAACUGGUCCUAAACUAACCAGUUUACAAAAGGAUAGACCCGCUAUUAAAAACAGGAAAACUCCUAGUGCCAAGAGUAUCAAGGAAAGUGCUAGCCAAAGUCAAACCGCAAUUUUAUUAGAGUCUGUUUCAUCGGUAGGUAACUUUAUCUAAAGUAUAUUAUUUAUAAAAAUGAUUUACUGAUGCAUUUAUUG